Salvelinus namaycush (lake trout) is the source of this 1632-nucleotide messenger RNA. RefSeq names its product ligand-dependent corepressor-like. Gene Ontology annotation, biological process: regulation of transcription by RNA polymerase II. Gene Ontology annotation, molecular function: DNA binding. Gene Ontology annotation, cellular component: nucleus. Bases 100 to 1632 code for a protein of 510 amino acids. The transcript is spliced from 5 exons. The record is from RefSeq and is a predicted model, not a curated record. NCBI's taxonomy places the organism in Eukaryota, Metazoa, Chordata, Actinopteri, Salmoniformes, Salmonidae.
CUGGAGAAGCAAGCCGAAGAGUUCCUCAAUGCUGUCUUCUACAGAAAGGACCUCCCAAGCUUCUCGGACCCCCACAUCCCUCUAGUGGCUCGUGAGAUAAUGCAGCGAAUGAUCCGUCAGUUCGCUGCCGAAUAUACCUCAAAAAACAGCUAUUCUCAGGACACCCCCCACCACCCCCAGCCCAACGGCAUCAAGGACCAAAGCCGCCUCCUGCCGAGAGCGGCCUCUCCAGCCCCGGCCCCCCUCGCCCUGCCGGGGGCUGGUACCGGUGCUGCUGCCUCUGCACAGAACCCCGUCCUCAGCAAGCUUCUCAUGGCCGACCAGGACUCUCCGCUGGACCUCACCGUCAAGAGGCCUGACCCCACAGAGACCAAAACAGAGGAUGGAGUCCUGGACCUCUCCACCAAGAAGGCCCACGGCACCGUCCUCAAAAACUCUCACAGUUACACCCUAUCGCCCACAGUCAAGGGGCGUGCCCUGAGAGUUGAGCACUCCUUUCGGGACGUGGAGGACGAUGACAUGCUGCCGAGAAGCUUACAGGACGGGCUGAGGGACAGCUACGUCAGUUCUACCCCCCUCAAGCCCCCAUUGGCCCAUUCGCUGCUUAAAAAGGAGGAGCUCCUCAGCCAGAAGCACCGCCUCCUCGGCCAGCCUCCCGCUCUCUCAUUGGCUAGUCUAGAGGCAGCGGGGCUUCUCAACCACGGGAACAAAGGGAACCACGUGCAGCCCCACCCCCUCCUGGCACGGGACGGCUCUCCGUGGGGUUCCUCCAGCGGUAAAGCCCACCACCACCAACUGGACAGCCUGCUGAGGCUGAAGCAGGCCAGCGCCAUCCUCUCAGACCUCCAAGACCUGCCUCUGUUCUUGGACAACCACCACCACGGGGCGUUCUCCUCCAAGAGCUCCUCCGGAGGUGGUCUCCGCCACCACCAUGGCUCCACCAAGACCCACCAUGAGGUGGUGGUGAAGAGGGAGCCGGGAGGCCACCACUCCCCGCCCGUGGACCUGAAGAUCCCCCAGGUGAGGGGCAUGGACCUGUCAUGGGACUCCCAUGCCUCAGACCUGUACGGGUACGGGGCCAUGGUGGUGGGCGCCGGGGGCCACGGUGGGGUGGAGAAUGCUUUGAGCAGGAAGCUGAGGGUCAUCCUGCCCAAGCAGAACCGACGUGCCGGUAGCCUGAGAGGCAGCCUGGGAGGUUUUCUGGAUGGGGCGGCAGACUACUGGAGCUCCGACGUGGACCAGGGGACCUCUGGGCAACCAUACCCGACCUCCGACCCCGAGGGCGACCCGUGCUCUAAGCAGCCCAGGAAGAAGAGGGGGCGCUACCGCCAGUACAACAGCCAGAUCUUAGAAGAGGCCAUCGGCAUGGUGAUGGGCGGGAAGAUGAGCGUGUCCAAGGCCCAGAACAUGUACGGGAUCCCUCACAGCACACUGGAGUACAAGGUGAAGGAGCGACUGGGCACACUGAAGAACCCUCCUAAGAAGAAGCUCAAAUUGACCUUGAGGAUGGGAGGACAGGAUUCCGCCGCCGAGUCAGAGACCACGCCAACCGCGACGCCGCGAGAGGUUGCGCCUCCGGAGGCCGCCGAUCUGAACCACGAGCAAAAAAUGAAAAUGGAAUUUGAAGAUUAA